Paramecium octaurelia is the source of this 4155-nucleotide messenger RNA. The record is from the annotation of a GenBank genome assembly. NCBI's taxonomy places the organism in Eukaryota, Ciliophora, Oligohymenophorea, Peniculida, Parameciidae.
AUGGGAGCCUGCUUUGCAAAAAAGGCUGACAGAGAAGCUGGAAUACAGUAACAGAUAUAAAAAACUAUCAUCGAAUAACAGAAACUUAAAGAGGAGGAGGAAGAAAUCCAGUUCAAUUAAGGAAACAAAGACUACUCAACUAAGCGAUCAAUUCAUGCAGUUUAAACCACUAUGUACACUAAUCAAGAGAAACAAGAUGAUGGAAUGACUGACAUAAUUUAGGAAGAAGAAAAAUAAACAGAAAAACCUGCAAAGAAGACCAAGUCUAAACCUACAAAAGACGAUAUAAAUUAUUACAAGAAAUAUGAACAUGUCUUGCAUUUGAAGGCAAUAAUUGUAGAAUUGGUUAAGAAUCAGGUCAGUCAUUACUACUCCUUAAUGAUGAGAGUGGAUUACAAGGAUUAUAUUGGAGAAGUAAAAAUGAAUGGGGUCCUCAUUACUUCCAGCGACUUUCAUUAUUUCGAUAUUUUACCCGAAAAAUUCAGUGAUGCAAACCAGUACUCAAGGUUCUCUACCUUCUUCUCCAAUGACAAUUAUUUUAAUGCAGAUAAAGAAAGCGUUAACAAUUUUAAUGCAUUUGAAAAACUCUUACCAGUGGAAAGGUUAGUAAGAAUUAGGUAGGCAGAAAAGAGAGUCCGUAGGAAAUAGACUAUUUUUGCAGAGAAGGAAUCUCCCUCUCCAGUUAAGAAUAAAUAGGAAUUCAUUGAUUCUAGACAGUAAGAAAUGCUGGAAGUCAUAACGAUUGUGGACAUUGAAGAAUAAGAAAGAUUCUAAUGUCUCUUAUUCCAUACUCUAGUACAACAACAAUUUCCAGAACUCAACCAUUACCUAGUUUUCAUACACAAUACUACCUUUCUCUUCGAUAGACCUCCUUAGUUUGAUGCUCCAAAUAUCUAUCGAAUUGCAUUAUUCUAUGAUAGAUUAGAUUAUUCAUUGAAGGAUUUGCAAACAGCUCUGACUAAGGAUAAUAAAGAACUAUCACCUCAUUUACAUCGAAAACUAGCUCUAAAUUUACUUCAGAUAAUACAUAAUUGCUAUUCAAGAUAUAUUUUUCGACUUAAUUUUACACUUUCUACUAUCUUUUAUUGUGCAAAGAGUAAAGUGUUUAAAUUGGAAUCCUUUGGAAGGUUAAAGAGUAUGAUUCCCUUCCACAACAAUCAGGAGAUGUUAUUGAAGAGUGUCGAAGAGAAAAAGUUUACAGCUUUUAGAAAGGCGUUGAAAAGAGAUUUAUUCGCCGUUUGUGAUUUGAUUAUUUACUUCAAGAAAAUUGAGUAGACCCCUUUAAGAUCCAUAUAAGCAUUGAGAAAAAAGUUCUUAAAGGUGAUAGAUGGAGGGAAUGAUACUUAGGAAUAAAAUGAUAGUUACCUUCACAUGGCAGAGGAGCGGUUUAGUCAUAAUUCGGAUCAGUAUUUAUUUGAAUUUGUGAAAAUGGUUCUCUAUACAACAAAAAUAGAUUCAACAGAAAAAAUUUUGCAAAAUCUUCAAUCCAUAAUCGAAUCUUUGUCAAAACAAAUAUCUAGUUAUGAAUUCAAAUUAGAAUUCCAAGAUGAUGAUAAAAAUAAACAAGCUGAGAGUCCCAAGAAAAAUGAACAAGCUGAUGUUAUCAAUUUAGAGGAGAUCAAUUUAAGUCAAUCUGAUAUAUCUAAUGAAGAAAACACUAAUGAAAAUUAUUUGUAAUCCUUUGAUAUCGAUUUUUAAAAACUAUACCAGAAUGUUGCAAAAAAUAAGGAGCAAUUGAGUGAAGCAGAAUCUAUCUAUAAAGAUAUUCUGUAUCAAUCACUCUUUUAUCACAAUGAAUUUUACUUUGAUGAAUUAAAUAAAAAAUUAAAUGUUUAGAGUCUAAACAAAUUGCAAUAAACUUAGAUUGUUGUUUUGAAUGCUUUUAGUAGAAUCAAGAUGAUGAAAGACGAUUCCUGGGAAGUCAAAUCUCAAUAGUUAUCACAACUUAUGGAAGAAGCCAUCCUUAUCAUGAAUAGUAUCAAUGAAGAUAGUUACGAUAACUUUCAUAUUUCAAUGUUAUUUCAAAUAUUAUCCAUUUCACAGAGGAAACCCUUAGUAAUCUUAAAUUAGUUGUAAAGGUGCAUGACAAAGUAAUUAGAAUUAAAAUUGAAGGUAAACAACAGAUUUAGAGGUAAAAAUGCCCCAAAAGGAUUGAUUGAGCAAAAGAAGUAUGUGAUGGUGUAAACUAUGUAUGCUCAAUCAUAUUUGAAUUCCAAUCAUUAUUUUGAAGCCAUUACAAAAGUUUAAAAAAUAGUCGGUUUUUAACUGAAGAAUUUUACCACUGCUUCUCUAUUGUAUGGAUAUUCAUUGAUGAUCAGCGGAGAAAUUGCUAGAUUGAGUUCUCAACCUAUUUCUGCAAUGCUUAACCUAGAGAUGAGUCUAGCCAUUUAUAAUUAAUACUUCCCAGAAUACAUCAUAUAAACAACUCCAAUAGAGGAGAAUAACCAAUUAACAAAGUUGAAAAAGGAGACUGAUAUUUAAUAGGAUGUAACAGUAUAAUUGAAAGAAAGAAAGUUUGAAAAUCUAUCUACUAGUAAUUUGGCCAAAGUGGAAUUUCUACUUGGAAUGAGUUACUUCGACUCUCAGGAUUAAGAAAAUGCUUUGAAAAGUUUGAGAAGAGCAUAGAAACUAAUGAUGAGAUCUUAUGGCAUUUUUGCUGAUGAAGUUAUUUCUUUGGUUUUGUAUCAACUCAACAUUUAUGUGUUACAAGAUGAUGUUGGUUCUGUCAUGAAAAUUGCAAUUAAAUAUUCAUCAGAAAUGAGUAAACAAUACAAAUUGGGUAAAUAAUUCAAAAGGAAAUGCAUAGCCAAAUUGUAAUUUAUUAUUGGAUGUAUAUUUCAAUUUUGCGGAUCUUACUUAAGUGCCUUGAGAUUUAUAGAAAGGUCAAAUAGAACUUUAUCUAAUGCUAAACUUAACAAUUUUAUCAUUUAAUCACAUUACUAAGCUAAAAAGAUGGUUCUUAUUGAAUAGGUUAAGAAGGCCUUUCUUAAAAUCAAAAGCAAGCAAUAAUUAAGAGGUCAAAUGGAUUUGAAUCAAUUUUAGAGUCUACAUGAAGUAUUAGGUUCAGCAUUUUAAAAUCAGUUCUUUUGUUAACCAAUCAAGUAUCAUGCCUCUGUUCUCUUCAAAAAGUAUAGUAAAUACCUCUUGUAAGUGCAAGGGUUGAUUAGAAUUGGUGAGAAUGACAAAGCCAUCCAUCAAAUCGAAGAGUUAUUAAAACUAGCAUCCAAAAUCAAAAAGGAUGAACUGUAUGCCUAUUUGAAGGAUAAAUUAGCCUUAAUUACAAUAGAGUCUACUUAAGCAAAAGAUCAAAUCUAGAACGUUUAGAGACUGAUUGAAAUUCAUGAUAGGUAUUUGCAAUUCCCAUAUAAACAAAUCUUCAAAUUGAGAUCGCUUAUUAUUUUGAUAAGUUUAUUUGCAAUGACAAAGGAUCUUAAAAAAUUUAGUGAAACCCAAUCUUAAAUAGAUGAUUUUAUUUAAGAAAUUUAUUAAAUAUUUAAUUGGCAAGUAGCUGCUCCCACUGAUCAUACUGUCAAUUAAGCCAAAUUUGAAAGGCUGAAGAAUAGAAACAAAGUAAAUCUAUUGUUUCAAAUUCAAUAAAUUAUGGAUUUAAUCUAAUAUUUUUAUACAAUCAGAAAAAAGUUAUUUAAUUCAUUUGACAAUUAAUAACAACUAAAAGAAAUCGGAACUUAAGUUCUAAAAAGAUUAACUGGAUAACCAAAGCCUAUUUUCUUGAAAUAUUUCGACAAGAAGUAAGAAUGCUUAUUUGGUGUGUAAUCCUAAGUUAAAAUUAAAAAUACAGAAAAGGAGAAUGAUAUCAUCAAAUUGCAUGAGAAUGAAAAUAAGACUGAAGUUCCUCAAUAGCCUGACUAAGCGGAGGAGUAAAGUAACCACAAAUUAGUAUUUGAUUUAAGAAGUUAUGAGGAGAUUGCCUUAUCUCGAAAUACUUAAAGAAAAAAAUCUCACCAUCAUGAAAAGCAAUAGUCCUAAGAUCUAUAAAUAGAAAAAAAGGAAAUAUUAGAAAUUAAAGAAAUAAAGGAAUCAAAACAUAAAAGAAAUGUAACUGAAGUCACAGCAGCAACCUUAAAUAAGAGUAAAAAGAAACAGCCUCAUAAAUUAAACCCCUUUGAAACCACAACUAAAACCUCAAAGAGAUGA